CAUGCGUAUGGCCCCAUAACACUCCCCAUACACACACACUCUCCUUCGCUGCGCCAAUAUGUUCCAUCGUCAUCACUUCUCUCCUUCCUCUUCCUCUUCGUCUUCCUCGUUGGCUUCCCCCCGAUCUUCCUGAUAUUUUUCCUCCCAUUUCGUUCGCCUUCGACACCUUCUCGUUCCGCUCCCAUGGUGCUGAUCGAGCUCGCCCAGCACGGGACUGCCCCCGGCACAGCGAGAGCCAGGCCCAGCGCCACGAAUCUUCACCGGAUGUCGGCGUCGCAUGGCGGAGCUGCGAACCCCCUGUUUCGUCGAUUUGCAUGGAUUGAUUGAGGGAGGGAGCAGAAAUACAUAAGAACUUUUUUUGUUUGCUGGAGGGAGCGAAUUCAAUCUCUCGCUCAGAGCAUUUCCAGCAUUGUCAUUCCUGUACUGGACUGUACCCACACGUCUCUCUCUCUCUCUCUCCUCUCUCUGAGAUCACCCACAGAGUCACACCUUCCGUAUAUGCUGUAGAAGAAGGGUACAGCUCGGCUUGUUUCACAACCAAAGAAUCGUCACGCUCUCUCUAUGAAACUUCUCUUCCUAAACCCACCACACUCUCCUUCCUCCAAGCUUCAAUCCCUCUUCUCCUUCCAUCCUCUCUUCCCUCCACCCAACAACCAUGGCCCCAUCAGCUCCACCCACCACAAGCCCACCCGGUGGUCCCCGAUGGCCUCCUCUGCAGCCGCCCACCACCGCCUCCGCCGCGGCGCCAAGGUGGUGGUCAUCAUGGGCGCCACCGGGUGCGGCAAGUCCCGCCUCUCCAUCGACCUUGCCUCCCUCUUCCCUUCCGAGGUCAUCAACUCCGACAAAAUGCAGGUCUACCGGGGCCUCGACAUCACCACCAACAAGAUCACCCCAGCCGAACGCCACGGCGUCCCCCACCACCUCCUCGGCUCCUUCGACCCGGACGAUGGCGAGAUGAGCCCGUCGCUGUUCCGCUCCCUCGGCCACGCCGCCAUCUCCGGCGUUGCCUCCCGCGGGAAUCUCCCCCUCCUCGUCGGUGGUUCCAACUCCUUCAUCCACGCUCUCCUGGUGGAGCGGUUCGACCUGGAGACGGACGUGUUUGGCGGGCUCAUCUCGCCGGCGGGCCCCGAGCUGAGGUACGACUGUUGCUUUCUGUGGGUCGACGUGUCGCUGCCCGUCCUGGAGGACUACCUGUCGAAGCGCGUGGACGACAUGCUAGACGCGGGCAUGUUCGAGGAGCUUGCCCAAUACUACGAUCCGGGCAGGACCGACCCGGGGGGACGGACGGGGCUUAGGAAGGCCAUAGGCGUGCCGGAGUUCGACCGUUAUUUCAAGAAGCACCUGCCGAGGAGGGUGGGCCAGGGGGGCGACGAUUGGGCGCGGGAGGACGCGUACGAGGAGGCGGUGAGGGAGAUAAAGGAGAACACCCGCCUGCUGGCGAGGAGGCAGGUCGGGAAGAUCCUGCGCCUGAGGAGUUGCGGGUGGGAGCUGAGGAGGCUGGACGCGACGGAGGCGUUCAGGCUGGCGGUCGGCGGCGGCGGCGGCGGCGGCAGGUGGCGGGACGUUUGGGAGGGGCAGGUGGUGGGGCCGAGCGUGAAGAUUGUGAAUCGGUUCUUGCAAGAGAAGUAGGUGUCGUUUUCCCGUUCCCAUUUUUUUUUUCUCUCUCUUGUUUGUUGCGUAAAUUUUGGGAGAGGUUCAAAAAAAUGAUGUCUCUCUCUCUCUCCAUAGGGGACGGGGGA
Molecule: messenger RNA, 1739 nt
Organism: Syzygium oleosum
Lineage: Eukaryota; Viridiplantae; Streptophyta; Magnoliopsida; Myrtales; Myrtaceae
Product: adenylate isopentenyltransferase-like
Exons: 1
Coding region: 562-1629 (355 amino acids)
Biological process (GO): tRNA modification; cytokinin biosynthetic process
Cellular component (GO): mitochondrion
Molecular function (GO): tRNA dimethylallyltransferase activity; AMP dimethylallyltransferase activity
Source: RefSeq, a predicted model, not a curated record